Pyricularia oryzae 70-15 is the source of this 546-nucleotide messenger RNA. RefSeq lists its product as uncharacterized. The transcript has a single exon. NCBI's taxonomy places the organism in Eukaryota, Fungi, Ascomycota, Sordariomycetes, Magnaporthales, Pyriculariaceae. Bases 286 to 546 code for a protein of 86 amino acids. The record is from RefSeq and is a predicted model, not a curated record.
GAGUAACAAGAAGGGAGAAAUUCGGUUCGCGUUGUGGGAAAAAAGUCCGUUUCGGAACACGGCACACAAGGGGGCCAGGUACUGGAAAGUUGCAUUUUUUUUUAUUUGCUUUUUGUGUCCGGCUGGCCGUUGGAAACUCUUUUCUUUUUUUAUCGCCUAAUUUAUUUUCUCCCUUUGUUGGAGAAGGCUGCAUCAGAUCAGAAAAAAACUUCCCUUGCCAAGGGGCAGCCACAAAGUGCGGGGGAACCAUUGGCAUCCAUCCUCGAAUUUUGCUCUACGUCCCAAAUGGAAAAAAUAGCCCCAAGAUCGCUGGUCAGCGGUGAGGAGGAGGCACAGCUGAGCUGGCCGGCGACGAAUGAGGCCGCAUCCGGGCCGGGAGUUGUUUUCGAGCGCGGCUUGGCCGUCGUCAUUGUUGUCUGCCGUCAGCCAACCGGCGUCAUGGCAUACCCUGAAAAGGUGGGUUCGGGCCAACCGCUUAUUGUCAAGGAUGGAAGUUUAGAACAGUUUCAAAAUCCGGGGAAGUUGAUCGCGUGUGCACAUGAGUGA